AUGCUUCUGGCACGCAAUGCGCAGAACUUGAGGUUUAACCGCCCUGCCACUGCUCUGCUUAUCCCAGUUCGGGGGCUCACCACCUCGGGUACCACUACUCAUGGCGGCCCGACGGGUGGCCCACCUCCAGGAUUCGAUGUCGAGAAGGCUAAAAAGCCUCUCCCGAAGGAGCCUUCCCCCAAGCCCAAGAGCAGUGAGGCUGCAUCCAAGCCAGCGGAGAAAACCAGCACCCCCGAGGCCGCUGCUGAUUCUUCUGCUACGCUCUCGCAGCUUGCCGCACAGAAGCCUGCUGCAGAGAAGGUUGAGGCCAAGAAGGAGGAGAAGAAGCUGACGAUCGCACAGAAGAUCAAGAAGGAGGCUCUGCAUUACUGGGAUGGCACGAAACUGCUGGCCGCUGAGGUCAAGAUCAGCUCGCGCCUGGCUACAAAGAUGGCUGCCGGCUACGAGUUGACGCGGAGAGAGCAACGCCAGCUUCAACGUACCGUCCAGGAUCUCGGUCGGCUGGUUCCUUUCUCCAUGUUCAUCAUUGUGCCUUUUGCCGAAUUUCUCCUCCCCGUCGCGCUCAAGAUCUUCCCCAACAUGCUGCCCAGCACAUAUGAGGGGCAAAAGGACAAGGAUAAGAAGGCGAACAUCCUUCGGGCGACCCGUAAGGAGGUCAGCGAAUUCCUCCGCCAGACCUUGAAAGAGACAGGCCUGCCCCUUAGUCAGGCGACGGCCCAGAAGGAAGAGUUUACCAACUUCUUCCGCAAGCUUCGCGCCACUGGCGAGACACCUACGGCCGAUGAUGUGAUCAAGGUCUGCAAAGUCUUCAAGGAUGAUGUGACCCUUGACAACCUUUCCCGGCCGCAGUUGGUGUCCAUGUGCCGGUAUCUCAACCUCAACACCUUUGGCACCGACAUGAUGCUCCGGUAUCAGCUUCGCCACCGCAUGCGGCAAAUCAAGCGCGACGAUCGCGCCAUUGCCUAUGAGGGCGUCGACAGUCUUUCCGUGGCCGAACUUCAGAUUGCCUGCGCCAGCCGUGGCAUCAAGAGCUUUGGUGUCUCGCCUGCUAGGUUACGGGAAGACCUCCAGACUUGGCUGGAUUUGCGACUUCGGGAGGGUGUCCCCUCUACUCUUCUGGUUCUGAGCAAUGCUUAUAUGUAUGGCCAGACCCAGCAGGACAGUAGUGAUGGUGUCUCCAACCAGAUUGAAGCACUUACCAAUGUGCUUUCCUCCAUUCCGGAGGAGCUUUUCCACGAGAUUGAGCUCGAGGUCCACAAUGCUGAGGGUGCUGCCACCAACAAGCAGCGUCUCGAGGUAAUCAAGGAGCAGCAGGAGCUGAUUAACGAGGAGCUGCAGCAAGACCAGGAGAACCAGGCGACAGGUUUCGCUACUCCCCGGGACAUUGAAGACAUUGACGAGAAGGAGGAGAGACAGGUCCAGGCGGAGGCUGAGGGCAUCGAGAAGGCGCAGGUUGCCGAGGCUGUGGAUGCCGAGAAGGAUGGCCUGGAUGCCGCCAAGGUCCUCCAGAAAACCGACUCUGCCGCCGCUGCUAAGCCUAGCGAGAAGCAGCAAUAA
This is a messenger RNA of Podospora anserina S mat+, 1557 nucleotides long. RefSeq lists its product as uncharacterized. Gene Ontology annotation, biological process: intracellular monoatomic cation homeostasis. Lineage: Eukaryota; Fungi; Ascomycota; Sordariomycetes; Sordariales; Podosporaceae. The record is from RefSeq and is a predicted model, not a curated record. Gene Ontology annotation, molecular function: ribosome binding. The transcript has a single exon. The coding region runs from base 1 to 1557 and encodes 518 amino acids. Gene Ontology annotation, cellular component: mitochondrial inner membrane.